Molecule: messenger RNA, 3252 nt
Organism: Klebsormidium nitens
Lineage: Eukaryota; Viridiplantae; Streptophyta; Klebsormidiophyceae; Klebsormidiales; Klebsormidiaceae
Source: the annotation of a GenBank genome assembly
CUUGAAUUGGGCCUAAGCGGGGGGGGUGUGGCUCUAUCCAUGUGACGGUGGUCUGGACUCCCAUGCUGGUUAGCGCAAAUAUAUAGCUCUAUAGCCCGAUUCAUGCUUCCUAUAUAAACGUUUUCGACCAACCGGUCGCCCCUUCAGUCUGGCAUGUUUGCUUAAUUGGCUACGUGACGAGCUUUCUGGAAGCAGAGGCAGCCGACCGGUCGUCUGAAGUUUUUGAACCUAUCAAAGGAUUGGCCGACUCCGAGGGGUGUUGCCUACGAUUAGCUUUCCCUUACCCUGUUCGAAAGGGUGCAGACUCCGACUGUUCUCUCUUCUCAGGCAAUGGUUUUCUCUCCUUCCCGGUCCCACUUCCUGGGUCUGUGCAACUUCUGGUGCGGUUUGCCUCGUCCGAUGGAAGCUGUAUUUGCUUGGUGUGCACACCGCGGGGGCGUCUUCUGCGUGCAUUCUUGUUCAACUGCUCCUGAUUGGAGUCUGAGCUGCACUUCGAUCAGCGUUCAGAUCAGAAAGCGUCCAUCCAUGUAAGUAAAUACACAUUACUUACCCGUUUUGAGGACUUCAAAGCCGCAGGUCAGUGACAGACCCCUCUGCAGACUCGCUCGACGCGACUCGCCAGUAUCGGGACCCUUCCAGACUUCCGCACCCCCUCCCUGAAUCCUCAAAUCCUCCACUGUGCGCGCAGACGCGGCUGGCGAAGGCGGGCGCGUGGCGGCCGCGGCUGCUGGCACUGGCGGAGAAACUAGGGCUGGACGGUUUCGAGGAGGACGUGGUAACGCUGCUGGUGGGGUUCACGAUCAGCCCCGUGCUGAAGAGCAUCCUGGCCGCAAGCGGCUACAACGACAUGACCGUCUACCAGAUCCUCAACACCUUCUGCGAGACCUUCGAGGAGCAGGUCAGCCGGCGGGUGCACUUCUACAAGGCUGCGAAGCUGGUGCAGUCGGGGGUUCUCAAGCUGGGGGAGAUCAGCCGCGGCUGGGGCAGUGACCUGGUGAGCACCCCGGUGGAGGUGGACCGGCGCACGCUCGACUUUGUGGUGGGCCUCGACACGGAGCUCAACGAGCUGGUGGAAGGGAGCCACCUCUACACGCCGCAGAUUACGCUGGAUCGCGUGGUGCUACCGAGCGAGCAGAAGGACAUGGUGCUCAAGACGCUGAGCAGCUUCGAGGCGUACGCGGAGAAGCGCGCCGAGUACGGCCUGGAGGACACCAUCAGCUACGGGGCGGGCCUCGUCAUCCUCUUCUGCGGGCCAUCGGGCACUGGCAAGACCAUGACGGUGAACGCUCUUGCGCACCACUUGAAGAAGCGCGUGCUGCUGGUGAACCUGCCGUCACUGGGCGCCGCGCAGGGGGACCUCAACUUCAAGUGGCUCUUCCGGGAAGCCAAGGUCAACGACGCCGUGCUAUUCUUCGACGAAUGCGAGAGCGUGUUUGAGACGCGAGAACAUGGGAGCAAGCAGGUGAACGUGCUGCUGACGGAGAUGGAGCGCCACCGCGGCAUCGUGUUCUUGGCGACCAACCGGCCGUACGAUCUGGACGAGGCCAUGCAUCGACGUAUCACGCUCGUCGUGGAGUUCACCCCGCCGGACCACCUGCUGCGCGUCGACAUCUGGAAGUCGCUCCUGCCGCCCAAGCUGCCGCUCGCGGAGGGCAUCGACCUCAAGAAGAUUGCGCUCAAGUACGAGCUGACGGGCGGCUUCAUCAAGAACGCCAUCAUCUCGUCGCUGCUCCUCGCCAUCGGCCGUUCCGCCGAUCCGCUCACCGUCACGGAGGCGGACCUCAUGGAGGGCUGCCGCCUGCAGCUACGUGGCAGCCUGAGGAUGAAGGCGUUCGACCGGCGGGUGGUGCCCAAGUCCGGAUUGGACGCACUGGUGGUUUCGGCGGGACUGGAGCAGCAGCUGCAGGAGAUUGCGCACUUUGACAAGGCGCGCCAGAUCCUGUUCGGGCAGUGGGGCUUCAGCGAGCAGAUGCGCGAGCGCCAGGGCAUCUCGUGUUUGUUCCACGGCCUGCCCGGCACCGGCAAGACCAUGGCGGCGGAGUGCCUCGGCUUCGAGAUGGGCAAGCCCAUCAAGUUCGUCAACUGCGCGGAGCUCGUCAACAAGUAUGUCGGAGAGACCGGCAAGAACAUCGAAAAGGUGUUUGAGGAGGCCAAGAUGCUGGACGCUCUGCUGGUGUUCGACGAGGCGGAGGGCCUGUUCGGCGCGCGCCACGCGGCCGACACGGGCAGCGCGGCGCGGUAUGCCAACAUGGACGUCGGCCUGCAGCUGCACCACCUGGAGCGAUUCCCGGGCGCGCUCGUGCUCAUCACCAACACCAUCGACAACAUCGACAAGGCCUUCUUCCGGCGCAUCAAGUUCGUGCUCGAGUUCGAGAGCCCCGACGCCAAGCUGCGCGCCAAGCUGUGGAAGUCCAUGAUCCCGGACAAGGUACCCGUGGAAGGGACGAUCGAUUACGACCUGCUGGGGCAGCGGUUCGAGUACGCGGGCGGCAGCAUCGCGAGCGCGGUGUUCCGGGCGGCGGCGCGCGCGGCGCUGCGCGUGGACGGGAGCAUGAAGCUCAAGAUGGAUGACCUGCUGACGGCAGCCGAGGAGGAGACCAAGAAGACGGGCGAGAACGGGGUCAAGCACAAGUCCAUGUUCCUGUAGGGCGUGACAGUCAGAGGCUACUGAGGUGCCGGGCGAGAUCUGGAAAGCAGAGAGUGCUUGUGUGUGUGAUCUGGGAACAGUGUAUUUUAGUAGAGGCGAAAUAGGCUUUGCGAAACCUUCGAGAAAGUGGCCUCAGAGAAGAGAUGGUCCGCAUUCCGAAGGAGAAGAGACAAUAGGAGGCGAAAGUGAUCCAAAGCAGAUUGUCGAUGAUCAUAAAGAGAGCAGUAGUCGCCUGGCUAUGCAGCCCGCGCCAUCAUGCAUCAGCAGUUACUGAGUGCGGGACUCGACCACGGAACAGUGUCUCUGACAAGCCAAGAUGCUGGUACGUACCAUAAGUGUUUGUUCGAGUUACGAUGCAAGUAGAGGUAGCGGUGCACCGCCCACAGGAAGUAAAGUAGCCCAUUGCAAGCCCACAGGAAAUAAAGUAGCCCAUUGCAAAACAUGCAGUGCGUUCAAAUCGUCAAAGACGGUCGAGAUCAUUUCUGUCGAUAAUAUACCUUGAUAUGUAGAGGACAUUGAUUUCACAACGCAGCGUGCACACACGGUCGCUCGGCCAUGAUCUUGCACACGUGCAGUGCUGGCGUUCUUUCAAAGGUUGCUGAGCU